UAUAUAUUAUUUGUUGAAGAAAAAAGAAAAUCAAAAAGGAAUUUGUUUUUUAUUUCGGUUAAGCGCUUACCGGUGACAAGGCCUCGAACCGGUCCUCCAAUUUUCAAAGCCCAAAUACGCACACACACUGUUUGAAAAUACCACCGCCACCUCCGCCGCACACCGCCGACAUGUCUUCACAACCCACAACCUCCCCUCCCCUGGCAGCCGCGGCAGCGGCUAUGGAGGCUGAAGAUGAUGAUGAUGAUGACGACGACGAUGAGGACUCCGGAGCGUGGGGUGGUCGGCUGGGACGGAAAAGGAAGGGACCGGUGGAAGAGGAGGGAAAAAUGGUGGGAGACGGCUACUGGAGGUUGGCAGAGGCAAUUACGAGGUUAGCAAAGAUAUAUGAGAAAGUUGAGGAGGCAAAGCAGCGGCAGAUGGUGGAGUUGGAGAAACAAAGAAUGCAAUUUGCGAAGGAUUUGGAGAUUCAGAGAAUGAAGGUUUUCAUGGAAUCACAGGUCCAGCUUGAGAAGCUAAAACGCGUUAAGCGGAAUUCGGAAAAUGACAGUUACUUGUAGACGCGGCCGCAAGAUUUGGCAAGUGAUCGGCUAAUGAUUCUUGAAAAUAGCAGUAGAUCUCAGUUAGCUCUGCAUAUACGUACAGGUGUGCCUAAUUUAGAUGUUACAAUAGAUACUCAGCGUGAAGCUUCGUUCGUCUAGUUCUGUUCUGGGGUGGAGUAUAUUGUGAAGUGCUUCUGUGUUUUUAGCUUAAUGAGGCGACACAUUACUCAGUACAAGUUAUUAAUUCUCUCUUAGAUGCUACUCCUUUUCAUUCUUAAAUCCGUCUCCUUACUCUGCCGGACCUUGGUAAACAGUAUAGAAAUGUCACUAAAAAUAGAAUUUGAUGUUUGUUAAUUUA
Molecule: messenger RNA, 900 nt
Organism: Sesamum indicum (sesame)
Lineage: Eukaryota; Viridiplantae; Streptophyta; Magnoliopsida; Lamiales; Pedaliaceae
Source: RefSeq, a predicted model, not a curated record